Molecule: messenger RNA, 8133 nt
Organism: Penicillium atrosanguineum
Lineage: Eukaryota; Fungi; Ascomycota; Eurotiomycetes; Eurotiales; Aspergillaceae
Product: putative polyketide synthase
Exons: 1
Coding region: 1-8133 (2710 amino acids)
Biological process (GO): fatty acid biosynthetic process
Molecular function (GO): 3-oxoacyl-[acyl-carrier-protein] synthase activity; phosphopantetheine binding
Source: RefSeq, a predicted model, not a curated record
AUGAGCAAAAUACUCGAGUCCAACAAGGAAACGACGAUCCUUUUAUUCGGAUCCCAGAUCGAGAAGUUGACCAAGGAUUCAUUGGACGAAAUCAAAACCACACUUGCAGACCGAUCGUCCCGAGAAUGGAUCUUGACUACCCUGGCAGGCCUGCCGGGCUACUGGGAUGCCCUGUCCAAGUCAGUUCCCGACAUCACUGAGUCCAUCGGCACUCGGGGAAAUGUACUUCUGGCAGAUCUCGAGGUCUGGCUCCGGAACGGUGCGGACCAGAGCGCCGAUCUCAUGCGGGAGCUCGAAGAUCUCCCUAGCAUGGUUCUGUCCCCACUGGUCAUCCUGACACAACUGACUCAAUACCGCCAAUAUCUCGAGCUGCAGCGGCGGGCAAACAAAUCCCCCGCAGGUACCGACGUACAUGCACAGCGGGUAGCCGAGAAGAAGACAUCGACAUUGGGAUUCUGUAUGGGACUCGAUGCUGCAUUCGCCAUUGCCAGUGCGAAAACCGCAAAAGAAGUUGACGAGUAUGGCUCAGUGGCUGUGCGCGUCGCCAUGAUCGGCGGUGCUUUGAUUGAUGCCCAGGACGAAUGGAGCAAGAAACAGGGACUGGGUCCCUCCAAGUCCUUCGCUGCGGCCUGGCGCACGGAUGCACAGAAGCAGGACAUGGAACGCGUGGUUGAUGGGCUUUUCCCCGAAGCCUAUAUCUCCGUAUUCUAUGACGAUGCACGCGGAACGGUCACAACUACGGAGCGUGCUGCGCCCCGACUCGUUCGACAACUGCGUGCAGCUGGUAUCACAACUGCCGAAGUUGGCCUUCGAGGCAAUAUCCAUAGCCCGAAGCCUGAUACCAAGGAGAAGGCGGAGGCUGUGCUGAGCUUCCUCCGAGAUACGCCUGGUCUACAGCUUCCCGAUGCUUCCCGUUUGGCUAUGCCCACAUACACCAAUAAAGGAGAUGGGAAGCCGGUCGAUGCUAGCGCUGUUCCCAUGCAUGAGAUCGCCUGUCGUACAGUCUUCAUGGAGCAGUGCGAUUGGUAUGGUACAUUUGCGUCGGUCAAAACAGCGGUUCUUGACACCGACACCGCAGCUCAUGUUAUCACAUUUGGCCCCGAUCGUUGUGCUCCUCCAACCUUUGUGCGCCCCCUGGGACCCCGGCUCAACCACUUCGCAGAUCUUCCUGUGGAAGCACGAGUACAACUAUCAGCAGGGGACAAGGUGCCAACAGCAAGCAUCCCGGCACCACAGCAGCCAAACAACCAUGUGGCUUACAAUAGCAACGACAUUGCCGUGGUGGGAAUGUCGAUCAAAGUAGCUGGCGCAGAUGAUCUCUCAGAGUUUGCUGAGGUUUUGAAGACGGGCGAGUCACAGCACGAGCUGAUUACCCCGGAUCGUAUCGCAUUUGACACGGUCUUCCGCGAGGGCGACAAGGAUGCGUCUCGUCAGUACUACGGCAACUGGAUGCGUGACCCAGACGCCUUCGAUCACAAGUUCUUCAAGCGUAGCCCCCGCGAGUCCGCCUCGACGGAUCCACAGCAGAGACUUCUCCUUCAAGCAGCGUACCAGGCAGUCGAACAGUCAGGCUACUUCACCGAGAAAUCUCGGAGCCCUCGGAGAGAAGAGAAGUCCGGGAAGAAGGGCCAUGUCGGAGUUUUUGUCGGCUCCCCCGCAGUCGACUAUGAACACAAUGUUGCAUGCUAUAGCCCCAAUGCCUUCACAGCUACAGGAAAUCUGCAAAGUUUCCUUGCUGGCAGGGUUGCUCACUGGUUCGGCUGGACAGGCCCUGCGAUCGUGAUUGACACCGCAUGUUCAUCAUCGGCUGUGGCCGUUCAUAUGGCCUGCCGCAACCUGCUGACUGGCGAGUGCGACGCUGCCCUGGCCAGUGGAGUUUCUAUUUUCACCAACCCGCUUUGGUUCCAGAACCUUGCUGCAGCUAGCUUCUUGAGCCCCACUGGCCAGUGUAAGCCAUUUGACUCGCAGGCAGAUGGAUUCUGUCGAGCUGAAGGAAUUGCCUGUGUCUUCCUGAAGCGGAUGUCGGAUGCAAUUGCCGACGGAAACCCCAUUCUGGGUUGCAUUGCCAGCACUGCUGUUUAUCAAAACCAGAACUGCACGCCCAUGUUUGUGCCGAACUCGCUCUCUCUCACAGAUCUGUUCAAGGAUGUCAUCAAAGAAUCGAAGGUCGCGCCCAGCGACAUCUCCCUCGUCGAAGCCCAUGGGACAGGAACACCAGUCGGUGACCCGGCUGAAUAUGACAGUAUCAAGAAUGCAGUGGGCGGACCUGGAAUACGUUCCACACCUUUGCCAAUUGGAUCCGUCAAGGGCCAUGUUGGACACGCCGAGGGUGCUUCUGGUGCAGUUUCUCUGAUCAAGGUCUUGAUGAUGAUGAACCAGAACUUCAUUCCGCCGCAGGCCAGCUUCUCAAAGAUGAAUCCCGGCAUCAAGGCCUCGCCGGAUGACAUGUUGGAAGUGGUUACUUCUCUUCGCCCUUGGAGUGACAGCACCAGCAAAAAGGCUCUUAUCAACAACUAUGGCGCUUGCGGUUCGAAUGCUGCCAUGGUUAUCACUCAGUCCCAGUACCACAGCAUUGGAUUGUCAACUGCAUCGAUCAGAGGCAUUAAUGCGCGACUACCCUUCUCAAUCUCUGGUCUCGACGCUGGAAGCAUCCGUAGGUAUGCUGGUAAGCUGGCCGCCUAUCUCCAGCGUCAACCCGAACCAGUCACUCUCGCUGAUAUCUCUUUCAAUGUUGAUCGAAUUGUCAACCCGUCCCUUGGCCAGAGCCUUACAUUCAGCUCUAGCUCUGUCAAGGAGCUACAGGAGACACUUUCGCAAAUCGCUGAAGACUCUAGCAAGCCAUCUGUGUCUAUUGAGCCAACUAAGGUGGAACGUCCUGUCAUCCUCUGCUUCGGUGGUCAGGUUUCCACUUUCGUCGGCCUGGAUAGGACUCUAUAUGACACCGCGGCUAUCCUGAGACACCACAUUGACGAGUGCGAUUCUGUUAUCCAAUCCCUGGGCCUUGAAAGCAUUCUUCCGGGUAUUUUCUCCAACACCCCUGAGGAGAACCCCGUCCGCGUGCAGACAAUGCUCUUCGCCAUGCAGUACUCGUCCGCCAGGUCCUGGAUCGAUUGUGGUCUCUUUGGAAAGAUCUCAGCCGUUGUAGGUCACAGCUUUGGAGAGUUGGUUGCACUCUGCAUUUCAGGUGUUCUUAGCCUCCAAGAUGCCAUCCGGAUGGUUGCCGGUCGUGCGCAACUGAUCCGGGAGGUCUGGGGCGCAGACAAGGGUGCCAUGAUGGCUGUCGAGGCGGAUGCCGCUCUCGCUAAGGAGCUAGUCACCGCCGCUGCUCACCAUCUCAAGGAAAGCUAUCCCGACGUGGCGCCUGCUGAUAUCGCCUGUUACAAUGGAGUGCGAAGCUUCACUCUGGCAGGCCCCACCAAGGCCGUAGAUGCGGUCGCUGAGGCCAUCACAAAGGACCCUAGGUUCUCCGCAAUCAAGAGCAAGAGGUUGAAUGUCACAAAUGCUUUCCAUUCGUCUCUCGUCGAUCCGCUGGUCGACCAAUUGAAGGAGAUUGGCAAGGAUCUCACGUUCAACAAGCCUUCAAUUCCACUUGAGCUUGCAACUGAGACCCGAUCUGGUAGUGAUUUAACACCGAUGUAUGUCGCUGAUCAUAUGCGCAAGCCGGUGUUCUUCUGUCAAGCUGUUCAGCGCCUUGCUGAGGAGAACCCUUCGGCGAUCUUCCUAGAGGCAGGUUCCGCAUCUGGCAUUACUGUCAUGGCGAGCCGCGCCCUGCCAUCAGGCAGCUCCCAUGGCUUCCAAGCAGUGAAAAUCACCAACUGCAACGGCCUGGAUGGUUUGACAGACGCGACUGUCUCUCUCUGGAAACAGGGAUUGCGAGUCUCAUUCUGGCCGCACCAAGCAUCCCAAACAAAUGAGUACGCCGCUAUUGUGCUACCACCAUAUCAGUUCGAAAAGUCACGUCACUGGCUUGGGCUCCGUUCUCCAGUCGAGGCCGUUCAAGAAGCCGCGGCUCGUUUGGCUCCCGUCGCCGCACCGGCCCAAGGAGCCGGUGUCGAGGAGAAAAGCCUUGGUCUGUGGUCAUUCAUGGGCUACCUCGACGAUGAAAAAAGCAAGAGCAAGAAGAGCAGCAAGCGCGCUUCUGUUCGCCCCCGCUUCCGUAUCAACACAGGCUCUGAGGAAUACAAUAAGUUCGUCUCUGGUCACAUCAUCGCUCAGACAGCCCCUAUCUGUCCAGGCACACUGCAAGUCGACAUUAUGGUUGAAGCCUUAUACAGCCUUCAUCCAGAAUGGACGGACGAAGGUUUCCUGCCCAUCAUUUCUGACAUGAUUAAUCACUCACCACUAUGUGUUGACCCAUCACGUACCGUCUCUUUGGACUUCAAGUCUGCUGAAGGUGACCUAACUCAAUGGGAGUGGAGUAUCUCAAGCACAUCCACCACCUCCAACGACGAUGGGCAGAGUUACGUGCAGGGUCGGAUUCGCAUUCUUUCCCCAACCGACGCGUCUUACGCGGGCGACUUCGCACGUUUCGAACGUCUCUUCCCACACUCCCGAGCUUUGGAAAUUCUCGCUGCAGCUGGCGAUGACGAGGCCGUCGAGGUGCUUCAAGGCCGCAAUGUCUACCGCACUUUCAGCGAGUUCUGCGAUUAUGCCGAGAUGUAUCGCGGGGUGCGCUCAGUGGUGGGUCGUGCGGAUGAGUGUGCGGGCCGUGUUGUGGGUCGGUAUAGCGGCAAGACUAUGAUCGACACACUGCUUGAUGACAGCUUCAGUCAAGUUGGAGGCAUGUGGGUCAAUUGUAUGACUGAUACUGCCCCUGGAGAUAUGUAUAUUGCCACUGGUAUCGAUUUAACGAUGCGGUCGCCUCGUCGCGUUAUCAGCACAGCUCGGUCGCAGGAGAACUGGCAUGUCUAUGGUCGCAAUACUCGCCAGUCAGAGACUGAUUAUCUCAGCGAUGUUUUCGUUUUCGAUGCUGCCACAGGUGAGCUUGCGGAGGUGAUGCUGGGUAUUCAUUACUCGCGUAUCUCGAAGGCAUCUAUGAGUAGGAUGCUCACCAAGCUCACGAAAGACAAGUCGGUCUUGAGGACGACAACAGCUGCAGUGGCCGCGACUUCUACCCCCAGCCCGUCGGCAAACAAUGCUGUUGGAAUCUUUACUCCUGGAUUGUCUUCUCAACAGCGUGAUGUUGUCGCUGAUGUCGCAGGAGGCUCCAAGCAGAAAUCCAAGAAAAAGAAGGAGAAGAAGGUUAAGAAGUCCACAAGCUCUGGGCGAGAUAUCAAUGGCGAGGUCAUUAAUUUGGUUGCAACCGUCGCUGGUAUGGAUGCCAGCGAGAUUUCUCUUGACACCGAAGUUGCCGACAUUGGUAUCGACUCCCUCAUGGGCAUGGAGCUUGCUCGUGAAGCCCAAACUAUGUUCAAGCAAGAAAUGGACCAGGAUGCCUUACUGCAGGCCGCCAGUGUGCGCCAGCUUGUCGAAGUUAUCUCCGCUGUUGUGCUUGGAGCUGGCGGUGGCAAUGCUGCACCGACUGGCGAUAUGAGUAGCGAUGAUGAGGACAGCGAGUCAUCCGAUGAAGCCGGCGACUGGUCGAGCGGCGAUGAGGGUGAUACCCCUGCUUCUGGCUCAGAUACCGGCUUUGUUAUGGUCAAGCCCGUCCCUGCUAAGAAGACUCUAGAAUUAUCAUCUGCUGAUCUCUUGGAGUGCUUUCGCGAUAUCAAGAUGAGUACCGAUCAGCGGCUCGUAGACCUUAAGGUCGACAAUCUCGACCGUGUCAUUAUUGGAGCUACCAGUCGACUUUGUGUGGCUUUGAUGGUCGAGGCCUUUGAACAGCUAGGCUGCCCUCUGCGUUCGGCUUCCAAGGGUGAUGUUCUUAAGCCUAUUCCCUUCCAGCAGGAAUACAAUCGUUUGGUCGAGUGGCUUUACAGCUUCCUGGAGAAGGACGCCCGCCUGAUCGAUGUCGAUCCUUUCAGUGGUGAGAUCACACGAACCGCUGUUGCAGCGCCCUCAAAGUCAAGCGAAGCUAUCUUGGAAGAACUGAAAACGACAAUUCCGAACUGGGCUGUCACCGCUAAGCUUAUCUUCCAUGCUGGCAAGCCUCUGGCCCAGAUUCUCAAAGGAGAAACAGACGGCAUCCAGGUCCUUUUCGGCUCGGCAGAGGGUCGCGAAUUGAUGGCAGGACAUUAUCGUCACAACCCGUUUGCCUCUAUGCUUGGAGACAUGAUGGGUGAUCUGCUGGUCAGCCUUGGAAACAAGAUCAAGGCAACCGGUGCGGAAGGAACGCUAAAGAUUCUGGAGAUGGGUGCUGGCACCGGUGGUACGACACAAAUUUUGGUGCCUCUCUUGGCCUCCUUGAACAUCCCCGUUGAGUAUACCUUCACCGAUCUUUCCGGAUCUAUGGUCGCAGCAGCACGGCGAACGCUGGGAAAACAAUACCCAUUCAUGAAGUUCGCAGUCCAUGAUAUUGAAAAGACUCCAGCCGAUGAGAUCUGUGGUCAGCACAUUAUCGUCGCCAGCAAUGCUGUCCACGCGACACACAAUCUGAUCGAAUCGGCCAAGAACGUGCGCAAGACCCUGCGCCCUGAUGGACUGCUCAUGAUGCUUGAACAAACUGAGGAUAUGCCGCUUUGCAAUUUGAUCUUUGGUCUGUUCGAAGGAUGGUGGAUGUUUGACGACGGUCGUACCCACGCAGUCGUCUCCACCGAGAAUUGGGAGCGUGAUCUCCACACAGCUGGCUUUGGUCAUGUCGAUUGGACAGAUGGCCAUCUGCCCGAGAACAACAUCCAGAGAGUGGUCGUUGCUUUGGCUAGUGGUCCUGCUUUGGAGCGUCUUCCUAUUCCUGCCUUGCGCCCUGAGCCCCCUGCUCAGCCGACUAGGGAUCUGGCUACGCGGGAAGCCGAAGCAGAGAAAUAUAUCUCGGAGCAUGUCGCUGGAUGGGCAACACCCGCCCUAGUUGAAGCUGAUACCAAGAAGCAAGGUAAGGAGGCCGAGAGUUUGAAAGAUGCCGUCGUCCUAGUCACCGGUGCAACUGGAAGCCUGGGCUCGCAUUUGGUCGCUGCAUUUGCCGAACAUCCCGACGUACAGACGGUUGUGUGCGUCAACCGACGCAGCACCACCCCAAUUGAGACACGACAAGCCGAGGCCUUUUCCAAGCGCGGCAUCACGCUCUCUCCAACUGCCAGCUCGAAGUUGCGCAUUCUUGAAACGGACACCGCUCAGCCUCAACUUGGCGUCGAAGCCGCUGAGUACGAGUGGCUUGUCCAGAACGUCACCCACCUCGUGCACAAUGCCUGGCCCAUGAGCGGCACGCGCCCGUUGCCCGGCUUCAUUCCCCAGUUCCAGACCAUGCGCAAUCUAUUGGACCUUGCCCGUGCCGCAGCAUGCCGCAGCACGAGAUCUGGCGAUGAGACUCGCCGCAUUGGAUUCCAACUGGUCACUUCGAUCGGUGUUGUUGGGCAUGCAGGCCAAGGACACAUUCCCGAAGAACGAGUCUCUAUCUCUGCAGUUCUUCCCACCGGCUACUGCGAGGGCAAGUGGGUCUGUGAGCGCAUGCUGGAUGAGACACUUCACAGAUACCCAACUCUCUUCAGACCCAUGGUUGUCCGCCCAGGACAAAUCGCCGGAUCAACCACUAGUGGUGUCUGGAACCCCCAAGAGCACUUUGCGUUCAUGGUAAAGUCAGCCCAGUCACUCGGUGCAUGGCCCGACCUGAACGGAACCAUGCAGUGGGUGCCUGUCGACGCAGCUGCUAAUUCUAUGAGCGAGUUGCUGUAUAUCGGCACUGAGUCUAUUGCGCCCAACCCCUACCCCGUCUAUCACAUCGACAAUCCUGUUGGACAGCCUUGGAAGGAAAUGUCUCCUGUUCUGGCGAAGGCACUUGGGAUCGAGCCCAGUGGUAUGAUUCCCUAUCGUCAUUGGCUCCGACGCAUUACACGCUCGCCUCUGCAGGAAUCGGAGAAUCCAGCCAUCCGUCUUGUACAUUUCUUGGAUGCUGAUUAUGAGCGCAUGUCUUGUGGUGGAUUGAUCCUGGAUACUACGAAGACUCAAGAGCAUUCGAAGACUAUGGCUGCUUUGGGGCCUGUGACUCCGGCUGCUGCUGAGAAAUAUGUGAAAGCUUGGAAGGAGAUGGGUUUCCUUUACUGA